GGGGCCAGUCAUCAGGCAGCCUUUGCACUGAGGCUCGGUGUAAAUGUGCUGGAGGUUCUGCAGCCGCUGCGCCUGACAUUGAGUAGUGAGGCACAGCCAGAGAGAAUCCCAGCCACGACUCUUAAGGAGAACAAAGGAGAAGCCGUCGGGGAGGUCCAGCCUGCAGCAUUUUGUUGGGCCGUUAUUAUUUUUUUCACACACACACACACAUUUUUCCUGCUCGCAUGUGUUUUGCGCUGCAAGAUCUGGUGAAAGCCGAAGGAAGGAGGGGAAUUAACUGCACGCCAUGGAAAACUGAGAGCAUCGAUCUCUUAGCUGUCCUCGAUUGCACUUUGUGUCUGAUCAAAGGGAACCACAACAACAGAAAGCCCCUCGUUGCAGCGCGUGGAUCUUUGUGCCCCUCUUCUUGGCAGCGGCGGCGCGUCUCAUGUGGAAGACCCUCGCUUUCCUCGCUCGGGGACCGGAGUUUGCCUGCAGAAAAGCCCCCCAACCCCAUGACCAAGUCACAUCUCGAUUUGUCGGUGGAGCUUUUCGCUGACCAUAUGAAGUUAAAUGAUCCCUCGUUAUUUUUUGUUACAUUUCUGGAUGGUCCUCGCUAUCAGUGAAAAGCUUCAGACGCCAUCUACAGUUAAAACGUAGGCAAAAAAAAAAAAAAGAUUCCCCCCCCCUUGGACUCUAUUAAAGCAUCAAGAACAAUCGUCUGUUGCACCAGAUCACCUAACCUUUUCUUUUCGAAAGCGGGGUUAAUAGCUUGGAAGAGAAUCCAGAGCAGGGACCUGCCUCCCCUCCCCCGCCCCGGUUUGGCUUUUGAGUAGCGGAGUUACUCGCGGGGCCGCAGUUUGUAAGCGCGCCCCGAUUGCCCACUCGAGUUACUUUGGGGGGUCCAAAAAAACCCACGCAGCGUCAGAACCCACCGCGCCGGCCUUUGCUGGGCAGAACCGACCUGCCGCUUCCCCGCCUCUGCUUGAUCAAACCGGGCUGUGAGCCCCUCCGAAGCAACCUGCCCUCUACGACGACAGGCACGAAGGCAUUGUUCUUGCUGGCCCCGUGGCGAGGGACCUCCGGCAACCCGAGGGGGUGUCCGCGCUUCGGGGAGGGGGGGUUUCUCGGAGAGGUUUGCGCUCUCCAUCCCCAUGAACAUACAAAGGUCAACCCCCAUCACGAUCGCGCGCUAUGGCAGACCUCGGAACAAAACCCAGGAUUUCGAAGAGCUCGCGUCCAUAAGACCCACCGAGUCCAGCCAGAGUUUUAGCCCCAACCUCGGCUCGCCGAGCCCGCCAGAGACUCCCAGCUUGUCGCAUUGCGUUUCUUGCAUCGGGAAAUACUUAUUGUUGGAGCCUCUGGAAGGAGACCACAGCUUCCGAGCGGUGCAUCUGCAUAGCGAGGAAGAGCUGGUUUGCAAGGUGUUUGACAUUGGCUGCUACCAAGAGUUACUUGCGCCAUGUUUUUGUCUGGCUCCCCACGAUAACAUCAACCAGAUAACCGAAAUAAUUCUGGGGGAGACGAAAGCAUAUGUGUUCUUUGAAAGGAGCUAUGGGGACAUGCAUUCCUUUGUCCGCACCUGCAAGAAGCUGAAGGAGGAGGAGGCGGCCAAGCUGUUCCAUCAGAUUGUGUCUGCCGUGGCACACUGUCAUGAUGGUGGGCUGGUACUGCGGGAUCUCAAGCUGCGGAAGUUCAUCUUCAAGGAUGAAGAAAGGACUAGAGUAAAACUGGAGAGCCUUGAAGAUGCUUACAUUUUGCGAGGAAACGAUGAUUCUCUUUCCGAUAAGCAUGGAUGCCCAGCCUACGUGAGUCCAGAGAUCUUGAACACAAAUGGCAGCUACUCUGGCAAGGCAGCAGACGUGUGGAGUCUAGGAGUCAUGCUUUAUACGAUGUUAGUUGGACGGUAUCCUUUUCAUGACAUUGAGCCUAGUUCACUCUUCAGCAAGAUCCGCCGUGGGCAGUUCAGCAUUCCAGAGACUCUAUCUCCCAAGGCAAAAUGCCUUAUACGUAGCAUCCUGCGCCGGGAGCCCUCAGAAAGGCUGACUUCACAGGAAAUUCUGGACCAUCCUUGGUUUUCUACAGAUUUUAAUGUGUCUAAUUCAGGAUAUGGUGCUAAGGAAGUAACAGAUCAGCUGGUGCCUGAUGUCAAUAUGGAGGAGGACUCGGACCCAUUCUUUAACUGAGCAUUAGGACCAGUGUUCAAAGACUGCAUGGUCUUGGAAAGGACCGAUAUGAAGGCAGUCCUUUCUGACCAUGCAGAAUUAUAUCUGUGGCUCAGCCUGUCUUGAUAGCAAGAGAAGAAGAAGAAGAAAAAAAAACACCUUGGCAUUCUUUUUGUUGUUGUUUGUUGGGAAAGGAGAUGUCCAAGAAAUGAGCUAGUUGAUGACAGUGUAGUAUGAGGACAGGUGGGCAGGCGGGAGGAACCAUUGCUAUCAAGUUAGAUUGACAGGGCAAAAGAAGGCAAGCAUGGAGCAGCUGUAGCUUCUCAUCUUUAUGAAGCCAAGGACACUGCACAACCAAGUUCCCGUGCAGCCACUAAGCCACUCCUGAUUCUGUUUCAUUCAAAUACGUACAGUUCCCAGUGAAUAGAAACUUUUGCCUCAAAUUGCAUCUUGGCAUCGCACUGUUAGAUAUUUAACUUCAGCCAUUAUUCAGGGAAGGUACAAUUAGCUAUUAUUUGAUUCUGUUUUUUUUUCCCUAUUUUACUUUUAAAAAACAAACUGAUGUUAACAGCUAAAACUGACUUUAAUUUUCAGGGGGUGGGUGGGACAUGCACAAAGAAAGACGUGAGAAGUGGGUGCUAAACAAAGUUUUGGUUCAUGUCUGUUGGUAUAGCUAUUCACAAUUCUGAAUAAACUAUUUGUUGUGGGGGUUUUUUGCCAGGAGAGAAAUGUUUUGUGAAGGAGUGUCACUUUAACAAGGCAUUAUGGGCUGGUUUUUGUCAAUUUUUUUUGUUUUGUUUUGUUUCAGGAAGCAUUUUUAAUUCAGACUUCCGGAUGUAUUUGACUGUUCAGAUGAGAAAAGAAGAAAAGCAUUCUUGCUCUUUUUUAUGUUUGUAAUGCUGGCUUCUCUUUUACCAAGCUGUGCAUAAAUUUGACCACAGAGGACAAAUCCCCCUUUUGGAUAACUUUUUUUUUUUUUAAAGAAACUUAAUCCUGUAACCAGCUUUUCCUCUGACUGGCCCAAAUGUGAACAGAGGGGCUCUUUAUUAUUGAAGAUAAAUAAGGCAUUUCCCCCUUCUGAGUUGUUGGAAAGGCAACAUCUUGGGUUUCCUUUCCUUUCCUUUUUUUUUUAAAGAUAGUGUUUUAAUUUCCUUCUCAUUGAAUUACCCUGAAUUUAAUAUAAGAGGGUAUUAUUAAUAAGCUGAAUGUUCUGGGAUACAGAUCUGAAAAAGUACAUGGUAAUAUGCACCUUUUGUAUUGUCAAGACUUAUUUAUUGAUGAAUCUGUCACAGUUGUGAUGAAUUAAGCCAGUACUUCAAUUACGGGUUGACUUGAGGUGACAUGUUACGUGCGGUAGUUAACACCUUAAAUUUUUCUCUUCAGGUAUUCCUGGCCCUGAAUGAUAGUUUCUGUGUUUUUUUUUUUUUAAAAAUAUUUUUUCCCAACUCUUUUUCCUUAGAGAGCUUUCAUUUUGAUUUAGACCGGCAAAUGAUUUUUUUUUAUUACUGCAUUUAUAUUGCUGUAUGGUAUUUGGGGGAAACAACACACACAAAUCUCUUGGCAUAAAUAUUUGUGUUUCCAGUACCUCAGUUGUUCUGAUGUUACUGCCUUGUAUGCGUUUUUGUGAAGUGGUCAUGUUUUUUGGGUAGGUACAUGUGGACUCUGUAGUAUGUAAAUGUUACUUGAAUUUUGUGCUUAAUUAUAGUAUGUGGCAUGUGUGUAUGGCUACUUGGCAUUUGACAUAUGGAUGCUAUUUGCCUGCCCUGCAGGAAGAUUUCGAUCCCACUCUCCAGACGAUGGUUCACAGUUCCUUAUCAAGAAACAAAGCUGCAGCUGACCUGCCUUGGUUCUAUUUUGGUAUCUAAGAAUAUAAAGGAGUAAUGUUUUUACACUCUGAAGAUGGUGCUGUGUUGAGGGACUUUUUUUU
This is a messenger RNA of Heteronotia binoei (common prickly gecko), 4071 nucleotides long. It is a transcript of the gene TRIB2, whose product is annotated as tribbles pseudokinase 2. The record is from RefSeq and is a predicted model, not a curated record. Bases 1134 to 2165 code for a protein of 343 amino acids. Gene Ontology annotation, cellular component: nucleus. Gene Ontology annotation, biological process: regulation of MAP kinase activity; positive regulation of proteasomal ubiquitin-dependent protein catabolic process; protein phosphorylation. Lineage: Eukaryota; Metazoa; Chordata; Lepidosauria; Squamata; Gekkonidae. The transcript is spliced from 4 exons. Gene Ontology annotation, molecular function: mitogen-activated protein kinase kinase binding; ATP binding; protein kinase activity.